GUGGCGUGUGGCACGUUGAGCGUGUUCAAAAGUGCCGACUUCCGGCCACACUUGGGAUGUUUGCGAGUGUUUCCUUGGGUCGUCGUGACCGCCACGCCACGCCACGCCACGCCACGCCGCCGAGUCCACUUCGCAUUUUGAGCGACGCCCCCAAAUUCCGUGCCGAGUGUUUGCAGACCCUCCGGGACGGAGAGGUGGAGGAGGACUCGGCAGCUCGGCCGUCUGUGUUCACCAGCAGCGCCAACACGCCAUUAUCGGUCCAUGACUUCACUCCGCCUUCCUGACAGCGGCGUUCGGUCAACGCGGGCUACUUUCCCCCCCUCGAAGGACUCCACGGCUGCUGCAGAGAAUGGGAAUAAGGACGCAGGCCGAGGUUUGCCAUUUUGGCUGAAGUGAGAGGACUUCAAUCCCCGCAGCACGCACACAAGGACACAAACCGCCGCCCACGUUCACGGAUAUGUCCACAGCGGUGGACAUUGCUGGCCCUUCCUCGCCAGACCCGGCUAACAGCGGCGCUAAAAUCCCCAACGAGCCGCUCAGACCCAGCCUCAAACGCUCCAACCACCCCUACGGACUCUCCCAUUUUGUCGCCACCCCUUCCCAAGCCAUGGACGUCAAGGGCCUCAUCCAGCCCUCCCCGGAACAGGAGCAGGCGGCCCCGCCCGGCCCCGCCAAGCCUCGCCGCGCCCCUUCCUGGCCCGACAUGUGGGAGUCGCCCAGCGGGCUUCACCUUGCCCACGCCGCAGAACUCCUGAUGCGCGCCGGGCUGCUCGCUCUGACCCCUGCCGCCGCGGAGCAGGCCGGCUCCGGCGCCCAAAGCAGCCAGGUGGCGGAGGCGAAGGGAGGCAAGGGGGACGGCGAGGGCGGCGGAUCCGGGCCCGAAGAGGAGGAAGAGGACUCACCUGGAUGCAGGGCGGACAUCCAGCCCUUCCUGGGCGCUUGGUUCCCCUUCAGCCCCACUCUCUUGCCGCUCGCCGGGUUCCAGAUGGGCGGAGGCCACUGGAGGAGCGCGGCCAUGGGUGCCGAAGGCAUGGAGGGCCUGGUGGCUGAGGGCCACUCUCCCGGCUCCCUGGGCGGCGGCAGCGGAAGCAGGAGGAAGAGGAAGCGCUGCGGCGAAUGCGUUCCGUGCCGGCGGCAGACAAACUGCGAACAGUGCAGCAGCUGCCGCAACCGUAAGAGGGGACACCAGAUCUGUAAAUACAGGAAGUGCGAGGAGCUGAAGAGGAAGCCGGGAGGCCCCGGGUUCGAGAGCAGAGUGUCCGCGUUUGACCUCAGAGGCUCCGACUUUUCUUUGGGCCUGGCACAGGAGAGGAGCAGCGGCGCCUUGGAUGGAUAAUACGUUUGCCGCACAGGAUCGCGCUUUGGAUGAUUGUUGAGGAGCUGCAAUGUAAACACACACACACACACACACACACACACACACUGGACACAAUGUUAACAAGCUGGGUCAGAGACGUGGACAUGAUGUGUUGAGUGCACAGCGGCACUUCUGUUCUAGAAUGUUCUCACUCAUCCUUUCUUUUGACAAUCAGCGAAUUGGAGAGAGGAGAGAGAGAAGGAUACCAAGUGUCACCGUUUCCAUGAUGACUGUAAAUAGACUGUAAAUAACAUUAUGUCUUUUUUACAUCCCUUUCCAGUUUGGAUGUAUUGUGUUGCAAAAAACAAACAAAAAAAAAAAGAAAGAAAAGGAGCCAAGAUGUUUUGUUUCUAACGGGGACUCUCGAUUCUGUUGUCACCGCAUCACCGAGUCGUCUAAAUUAUUUCAUGUGCAACUUGUACGUAUAGAUCUGUUUGCCCUUUUGAAAUAAAAGAAAUUGGCCAUGUGCGCUUGUCUACAUGCUUUUUAAGU
Messenger RNA from Nerophis lumbriciformis (worm pipefish), 1849 nucleotides. RefSeq lists its product as uncharacterized. Gene Ontology annotation, molecular function: zinc ion binding; methyl-CpG binding. Lineage: Eukaryota; Metazoa; Chordata; Actinopteri; Syngnathiformes; Syngnathidae. The record is from RefSeq and is a predicted model, not a curated record. Gene Ontology annotation, cellular component: nucleus.